CCUGUGUAUGUUUCUUAUUAAGCGUUCCCUGCGCCCGUCUGUUUACUCUCAGGGGAAGAGGAGAGAGAAGCAGCAGAUUCCUGGAUCGUCCCCAUCCCGGCGGUUUGUGGAUGGAUCCCCCUCGGGCUCCGCAGAUCGGUGCGGGAGGAAUGUCGGGCGGUGGGGCGGGAGGUGUGGAGACGGGUGACAGCGCCAUGUGACCCAUGGAUCGGACAUUUCUCUUUGGGAUCUCCGCCGGACCACAAGGAGAAGUAACACAUUUUCCUGGCAACGUCCGGUGAGGUAAUAAAUGAACAGCCCUUAUGCCCAAUAUGAGCUGGAGCUUCUUAACCCGUCUCCUAGAAGAAAUCCACAAUCACUCCACCUUCGUGGGGAAGGUAUGGCUGACUGUCCUCAUUGUCUUCCGGAUCGUCCUGACCGCGGUGGGCGGAGAAUCCAUCUACUCAGAUGAGCAGAGUAAAUUCACGUGUAACACCAAGCAGCCGGGCUGCGAUAAUGUCUGCUAUGACUCCUUCGCUCCGCUCUCGCACGUUCGCUUUUGGGUCUUCCAGAUCAUCAUGAUCUCCGCUCCGUCUGUCAUGUAUCUGGGCUACGCCAUUCACCGCAUCGCCCGCGUGUCCGAGGAAGACAGAAAGAAACACAUCCUCCGAAAGAAGAAGAAAUCCUUCUCAAGAUGGAGGACGGGUGAGAAAGUAGAAGAUCCAGAUGAUGAAGAAGAGGAGCCCAUGAUCUACGAGGCCCCAGGUGAACCAGAGAAGGUGGAGACAAAAGAAAAGGAGAGCAAGAAGCAUGAUGGCCGAAGACGCAUUAAGGAGGAGGGCCUGAUGAAGAUCUACAUCUUCCAGCUGCUCUCCAGGGCUGUCUUUGAAGUUGCUUUCUUGGUCGGACAGUACUUCUUAUAUGGCUUCCGGGUCCUCCCCUACUUCCAGUGCAGCACUUCGCCAUGUCCGCACACAGUGGACUGUUUUGUCUCCAGACCAACAGAAAAGACCAUCUUCCUUCUCAUCAUGUAUGUUGUCAGCUGCCUCUGCCUGGUGCUCAAUAUCUGCGAGAUGUUCCACCUGGGCAUUGGCACCAUAAGAGAUGCCAUCCGCAGUAGGAGGACUAACACCGCCAGACAACCACCCUACAACUACUCCUACCCAAAGAACAUAACAUGUCCCCCAGAAUAUAAUAUGGUGGUCAAAUCUGACAAGUCCACCAAAGUCCCCAACAGCGCCAUUGCGCAUGAGCAGAACUUGGCCAAUGUGGUGCAGGAGCAUCAGAGUCCCGAUGAGAACCUGCCCUCGGACCUUAGCUCCUUACAGAAACAUCUGAGGGUGGCACAGGAGCAGCUGGACAUCGCCUUCCAAACCUACAACUCUCAGACCAAUGGGCCAACAUCUCGGACCAGCAGUCCAGCAUCCGGGGGGACAGUGGUGGAGCAGAAUCGAGUCAAUACCGCUCACGAGAAGCAAGGAGCAAGGCCAAAGGCUGGCUCAGAUAGAGAGAGCACCAGCAGCAAAGAUGGCAAGAACUCAGUAUGGAUAUAGCCGGGGAUACGGUGCUCCUCUGAUCACUGCCAAAGAUUUAAUUGUGGAUACAGCCAGGGAUACGGAGUUCUUCUGAUCACUGCCAAAGCUGCACACAACCCAAGAGAUUUUUUUCUAAUCCACGUUCUUACAUAUCUAUGUUUCUAACCAUAAAAUAGGACUGUUGAAUAAUCACAGGAGACGGGACUUACUCCCAAGGGGUGGGUCACAGAUCCCUCAGGGGCAGGGUUAUAGAUCCUCAGGGGACGAAGCCGUUCGCUUAUUCCAUGGACUCGGCUCGGUGGUGGCCAAAAAGUUUGCACAUUAUUGGGGUACAGACUGGGAAAUGUUCAAAUUAUUGUUUUUAUGUUUCUAAUUGUAACUUUGAUUUGUACAAUUUUUUUCUGGUUUUAUAUAUAAAAAAAAAAUUA
Messenger RNA from Hyla sarda, 1942 nucleotides. Its product is annotated as gap junction gamma-1 protein-like. Gene Ontology annotation, cellular component: connexin complex. The coding region runs from base 303 to 1532 and encodes 409 amino acids. The transcript is spliced from 2 exons. The record is from RefSeq and is a predicted model, not a curated record. Gene Ontology annotation, biological process: cell communication. NCBI's taxonomy places the organism in Eukaryota, Metazoa, Chordata, Amphibia, Anura, Hylidae.